UCGCGAAGAAACCAACCGCGCAGCGUUAGCAUGGAAGACAAGAACGGACCCGUCGUCGGCAAGUCGGGCAAGAAGAUCUGCUGCUCCUGCCCCGAGACCAAGUCGGUGCGCGACCUCUGCGUUAUCUCCAAGGGUGAAGAACACUGCGCCGACGUUAUUGAAGCUCACAAGCAGUGUCUGCGUGCCGAAGGUUUUCGCAUUAAGUAGGGACGACAAGCAAGCGAAAUCUUUAUGUACUAUCCUAUCCUCGCUGUACGAGCAUUGUGUUUAGUCUUGGCGCGCACUGCAAGCAAUCGCAUAAGACAACGUACAUCAUGGGGACAGGAGCCGGUUCGGAGCAUAGUGACCGACAUAUUGCUAUAACAAAACACACCCUGGACCACACCAACGGUGGUAGCUGCCCUAGCUGUGUGCAUGACCAGAUCGUUGGCGCCCAUAAGCACCAACAAUUGUACAAUUGUAGCUUUCCAUCCGC
Molecule: messenger RNA, 475 nt
Organism: Saprolegnia diclina VS20
Lineage: Eukaryota; Oomycota; Saprolegniomycetes; Saprolegniales; Saprolegniaceae
Product: cytochrome c oxidase assembly protein subunit 17
Exons: 1
Coding region: 31-207 (58 amino acids)
Cellular component (GO): mitochondrial intermembrane space
Molecular function (GO): copper ion binding; copper chaperone activity
Source: RefSeq, a predicted model, not a curated record